Messenger RNA from Cladophialophora immunda, 2034 nucleotides. RefSeq lists its product as uncharacterized. The transcript has a single exon. Bases 457 to 1506 code for a protein of 349 amino acids. NCBI's taxonomy places the organism in Eukaryota, Fungi, Ascomycota, Eurotiomycetes, Chaetothyriales, Herpotrichiellaceae. The record is from RefSeq and is a predicted model, not a curated record.
GGCACGACAAGCCAGCUAUCAAAGACGCAGCUUUUGUCUCCCGAGUCUCGAUCGCUACAGGUCGUUUUAGACGCUCUUUGCAAAAUCGAUGCCGUGCUCCUUACCUCUAUCACGCCAUAACCUGGAUUCUUGCACAAUACCUGCAGCUUACGCCAUUUUCCCAACAGAACCGAAGUAUCCUGCUCCUUAGGCUUCACCACUACGCCCAAGAUUCCGUGAUCGAAGCUCAUUCGCUGUUCUGAGCUUUUCUCGUAGCUCUGUCUUCACUUUGGAACUGCAUACCUCCAACCAUUGGUUCUAAUCUCUUCCCGACUCGAUAUCUACCGUCGCCGAAGGGCUAUCAGACUUUGGAAUUCCAGGAUCGCUAACGAGAAUCGCGAUCCAGGCUCCUUGACAUGACCCGUCCCAAUUCCGGGCCUGCGGAUACCAUAUGUUUUCCCACCAAACUAUGAAGCUAUGGCAUCGCACAAUCACGAUCAAAAUGGCAAUUCAGGAUCCCUUUCCACUUCCUCGGACAUAACUCCAGAGUCUGCAGCGCAAUCGCGUCCUCCGCGGCGGCAAUCUAGUGUACGGUUUUCCGAGAGCACGAAGGUGCGCUCCCAAGCCCCGAUGUCGUCCUAUCGACGAACCCCCAGCGAGUCGGAUGAAAUCACGCCCAUUCGAACUGCAGACGGGCAGUCAGAUCGUCGGUAUAACACUACCGAAGAAGGGACUCCCCAAAGCACUCUCGGCUCUUCAACGGUGGGCUCCUCGACCCUCGCAGGCUCUGGCCAGGAAGAGGAACAGGAUGGUGGACAGAAAGAUCCCAAACACUCCUGGGCACCACAAUGGCUGAGGAAGAUUCCCGAGAAAUAUGGUUCAGUGACAUUGGAGAAUAAGGGAUCUGUGGCCCGGGACCAUCUUGCUCUAGAGAGAACCUUCCUCGCCUGGCUGAGAACCAGCUUAGCGUUCGCGAGCAUCGGCAUUGCAAUCACCCAGCUCUUUCGGCUCAACACCACGAUCCAGAGUCGCAGCGAGUCUCUCAGUAUACGACAAACACUACCCCUUUCACCACUUGUCGGGCACUCGAUGCCGGCGGAGCUACUACCCUUUCUUCAACAAUUCGCCGCAUCGGUUGCUGGGGCCCCCCCGUCAACCCCUACUCUAGGCCCUACCCUCCUCGACCAACUCCUUCUCCUUCCGCCGCGCGAUCUCGCCAGCACCGAUGCUUCUAAUGACUAUUCGAACGACGGCGGCGUCGAGAUCGCCGCAUUCAACGAUGGUGCUGCUACGAAGCUGCGUCAUGUUGGGAAACCGCUCGGAGCAACAUUCAUUGCAAUCUCAAUUGUCAUCUUGUUCAUCGGCUUCCAUCGCUACUUCGAGGCCCAGCACUGGAUCAUACGCGGCAAAUUUCCAGCAAGUCGGGGAAGCAUUUUCGCCGUGUCAUUUAUCACGGGAUCCCUCAUCAUCGCGAGCUUCGUCGUGGUGAUCGCAAUAUCAUCGACCAGUUAUGAGAAGAAAAAAUAAUAUCCAUGUAUGCCAUGUACUACAACGGGCGGACAGCGGCAAUGCUACAUCCUCAGUUUGAUGUUUGCGUGGACCGGCGCAGUGACGACGGGUUGUUUGACUGUUGGUAGGACUGCGAGCGUCGGAGUUCCAGUUCUGUUCGGAUUCAUGGCGGGAAAACACUGAUACUUCCUGAAUGGAUAAGCCGAGCCAAUGUGGCUCAACUUUAUCCCCCCCUUGUGCGGCUAAAAGGAGUUUCUCAUAGGGAGGUAUUGCCACAUUGAAAUGAAAAGGGAUGGAGCGCGACAUUGCCCAACGCGGUAACAGCAGUCUGCUUUGGUUCGCGAAUUUUAUGGCGCGUGUUCUAAUUGUGUAGGGUGCAUGUACUCGGUGCAAGGACCUCAAAUAACGCGUUGUGCUCGGCACAUUACCAUGAUGGCGGUAAUUGGGGCCUGGGGAACAAGCACGGAGUACUUGAGCACGGAAGUGCGUAAGGGGGAGUUUGUCAUGUAGUGAUAUGUCUCUGUGUCAAUUCUUCCUACAUCCGAG